Alternaria metachromatica is the source of this 1185-nucleotide messenger RNA. RefSeq lists its product as uncharacterized. The record is from RefSeq and is a predicted model, not a curated record. The transcript has 4 exons. The coding region runs from base 1 to 1185 and encodes 394 amino acids. Lineage: Eukaryota; Fungi; Ascomycota; Dothideomycetes; Pleosporales; Pleosporaceae.
AUGGCGCACAUGAAGCUCCACAUCCUCACCAUCGCAGUGAUCGCGACACUGGCUUCGACACACGUCCUCCCUCCCAGCGACGACCCCCUCAUCAACCUUACCUACUCUGCCAACCUCAAAGACACACCCAUAAACUAUGUCGCCGCUACAUUCGAUCCCUCCACCGUCCACACCACCGCCGACCCCCCACCCCCCAACGCGAAAUUCGACAAAGCCGUCUCCACCGGCCAAACCCUCGACUCCGCCAUGAAAUCCAAAGACAACAUCGCACGCUGGCUCUUCAAAGACUUCCCCCAGUACGCCGAAACAUGCCAGUCCCCCUUCACCGGCGACGGGCGUGCCGACCUCGCGAAAUGGGGUUUCGACGACAGUGACGCCCUGAGCGAGAAGAUAAAGAACGAGUGCGACUUUGACGCGUAUCACAAGAUCAAAGCGGCGUUUGACGAGAUCGGACUGGAUACGAGGGCGGCGAAGGAUGGGGGGCCGAAUCGGUGUUUCAAGGUUAAUCAUAGGGAUGGGCCGGCGAUUAAGAGGGAUGAGAAGGGGGAGUUGCCGAAUGAGGCGAAGCAGUAUUAUGAUGUGUGCGGAAGGGAAUACAGAGCCACAGGCGCAUCCUACGAAUUCGCCGCCAACCCCUCCGGCCUCCUCGCCCUCAUGAACAUCAUGUCCAUGACCUACUCCGCAAAAACAUACACCUGGUUCCGCACGCCCCUGCCCUCUGAACUGCCCGACAUAGGCACGACGCAGGAUAUCGGGUGGGCCAUGUGGAACCGCGUGGGCGCAGCGAAUCUGGCUGGACUCAAGUAUCUGCUUGUGACGCAGGUGAUGAAUGCGGGGAGUAGGGAGAUCUUUCGGCAUGCGUUGGGGUUGCUGGACCCGCCGGAGAGUUCACCAGUAGGGCGAUGGGCGGGCUAUCUCUUGCUCCAGCACAAGGACCAGCUUGGCGGAAACAGGUACAUCGAGAAGGUGCGGCUGUUCAAACCGCCAGGGGCGAGUUUGCCGUACCUUCUCUUCUAUGUGGCGAAGGAUCCGUGGGUUGGUGAGGUUAAACCGGUAUCUGCGAAGAUGGUGAGCGGGAUGAACAUCACAAAUGCGUUGGAGAUGGACGAUGAUUCCAAGAAUGUUGUGAGGAGAGAGGAUGAAAAGAACCUCAUCAGACAGCAUGUUGUCGUUGUCCGAACCUAG